Molecule: messenger RNA, 2079 nt
Organism: Pleuronectes platessa (European plaice)
Lineage: Eukaryota; Metazoa; Chordata; Actinopteri; Pleuronectiformes; Pleuronectidae
Product: cytochrome P450 2A10
Exons: 9
Coding region: 220-1695 (491 amino acids)
Biological process (GO): xenobiotic metabolic process
Cellular component (GO): intracellular membrane-bounded organelle; cytoplasm
Molecular function (GO): oxidoreductase activity, acting on paired donors, with incorporation or reduction of molecular oxygen, reduced flavin or flavoprotein as one donor, and incorporation of one atom of oxygen; iron ion binding; heme binding
Source: RefSeq, a predicted model, not a curated record
UUGAGCUGGGAUUGUCUGUUUGUUUAGUGAGGACUUUCUUUUGGCAUUGCAGCUCUCGCUCGUUCCUCUAAUCUGUGUCGUAAUAACCUCAAGGCUCAACGGGGAGAAACGAAACUGAUGGAAAUGUUUUCAUUGCAUGGUAUCGUAUAAAUACUCCAGACAGGAGAGCAGGUCACAGAGGGACAGUGGGUGGAAGAGAGACGAGGAGAGCAGAGCAACAUGGACUUUCCUACCACAUUGAUAUUAGCUGGGCUAAUCGUAGCUCUACUGUGGGUUUUAACAGUGAAGAGCAGGAGGAAGUAUAAUUUACCUCCAGGACCUGUUGCCCUCCCUCUCGUAGGGAACCUGCCACAACUGGACAAAAUUGCACCUUUUAAAAGUUUCCUCAAGCUCAGUGAAACCUACGGUCCAGUGAUGACCUUGCACCUGGGCUGGCAGCGGACGGUGGUUCUGGUCGGGUAUGAGGCAGUGAAGGAGGCGCUGGUGGACCAGGCGGACGACUUCAUGGGCAGAGGGCCGCUGCCGUUUCUGUUGAAAGCCACCAGGGGCUACGGUCUGGGGAUCAGUAACGGGGAGCGAUGGCGUCAGCUGCGACGCUUCACCCUGUCGACCCUCAGAGACUUUGGGAUGGGACGUAAGGGCAUGGAGGAGUGGAUCCAGGAGGAGAGCCAGCACCUGAGGGGUCGCAUCGACUCCUUCAAAGCCGCUCCCUUCGACCCGACCUUGCUGUUGAGCUGCACCGUGUCCAAUGUGAUCUGCUGCAUGGUGUUUGGCCAACGCUUCAGUUAUGAAGACAAGCAGUUCCUGCAACUCCUCAACAUCAUGUCUGAGAUGUUAAAGUUUGAGAGUAGUCCUCUGUGUCAGAUGUACAACGUCUUCCCCUGGCUGAUGGAGCGUCUUCCCGGACGCCAGCACUACUUUUUUGCCCGAAUUGAGGAGUUGAGAGAUUUUAUCGCGACGAAGAUCCACGAGCAUAAAGACACACUGGACCCCAGCUCCCCACGAGACUUCAUCGACAGCUUCCUCAUCCGAAGUGAGCAGGAAAAGGACAAGCCCACAACUGAGUUCCACCACGACAACAUGGUGUCGACAGUGUUUAACCUGUUCCUGGCGGGAACAGAAACCACAAGCUCCACCAUCAGAUAUGCCAUCAGUGUGUUCAUCAAAUACCCAGACAUACAAGAAAAGAUGCAGCAGGAGAUUGACAGUGUUGUCGGAAAGGACCGGUGCCCCAAAAUGGAGGACAAGAAGUCCCUCCCCUUCACAUAUGCUGUCAUCCACGAGGUGCAGCGUUUUCUGGACAUCGUCCCCCUCAACCUCCCUCACUACACACUGACGGACAUUUCUUUCAGGGGUUACACAAUCCCCAAGGACACUACCAUUAUUCCCUUGUUGCAUUCUGUGCUCAGAGACGAUAAACAGUGGGCGUCUCCCUGGACCUUCAACCCUCAGCACUUCCUGGACCAGAAUGGAAACUAUAAGAAAAAUCCUGCGUCCAUGCCAUUUGGUGCAGGGAAGAGGGCGUGUGUUGGUGAGUCUCUGGCUCUCAUGGAGCUCUUCAUCUUCCUGGUGUCUCUGCUGCAGCGUUUCACCUUCUCCUGCACCGACGGCCCCGACAGCAUCGACAUGAUGCCUGAGUACGGCAGCUUCGCCAACUUGCCUCGCAGAUACAAGGUCAUCGCUACACCGCGGUGAACCGAGGAGCUCCAUUCUAAAUGUACAAACGACUCUCAUACUUGUAUACAGACUAUGUCAAUGUCAAUAUCAAUGUCAAUUUUAUUUAUGUAGCACAUUUAAAACAACUUGGUUGAUCAAACUGCUUUACAGGUGGAGUGGUACGACCAAAGGACAGUAAAACGUAAUACAUUAAACAUACAUUAAAGUUCAAGUAAUACAAAUAAAAUAGAUUUGUUUAUAAAAAUUAAAUUAUGUGAGACUUUACAUGUGUUAUAUAUACUGUGGACUAGACUCAGAGUGUAAGACUUUACCCAGGGUAUAAAUACAAUGUCAGACUAUAUUGCGACUAUACUGUUUGUAGACUCAGACUAUAACAUGUCAAACUAUACUUAAACUAUACAG